AUGACAAUGUUCUCGUAUCUCGGAAGUUUUGUCUCAAUACCAAUCGAUGUUUUUGGCCUCUAUUUGAUCUAUUUCAAAACGCCACGUGGCAUGAAAACGUUGAAGUGGACGAUUUUCAAUGCACAUUUUUGGGGUUUUUUGAGUGAUGUUUUGAUUGGCUCACUAACAAUUCCCUAUUUAUUUGUUCCAUUGAUUAUGGGAUUUCCACUUGGAUUAUUAUCGAUUUUGGGAAUCUCGCCAGUUAUUCAAGUUUAUGCCGCAUUUUCGUGUGUUGCAGGUAAAAUACCCACGCUUCUACGCAAAUUGAAAUCAAACUUUCAAUUGAAUUAACCAAAUGAGGUUUUCUAGAAGUGGCGUGUGCGAUUACAUUUUUGUUCGAAAAUCGGCAGAAUAACAUGGUACAAAAUUGGUUUAAGAUCGAAAGAUCAACAACGAGAUAUGUAUUUUAUGCGGUGAAUUUGGUUAUCCCGUUUCUUUUCAUGAUUCCCGCCUUUUUUGGAUAUUCCCGAGCAAGAACAAUCGAAGAAGCGGGGAGCAAAGGUGAGCUUUUUCCUCUCUGCUACUUUGGUAUAGUGGUUAGCGCGCUCGAUUUUGCUUCAUAAGGUCGCAGAAUUUUUUUGUCUUGUGAGACUUUGGUUUUAAUGCCUCAACGGCUCUUAUAGGACUCCAAAAUUUCAGAAAUUUCCCUGUGUGACUCAAGAAUUCUAUCGAGAUGAUAAUUUUGUGUUAGUCGUGAACACAGCUUUGGUCAGUAUACCAUUGUCAAUAACACUAGCAUAUUUCAUCCUACAAAUAUUCGUUUUCUUCCUCCAAUGUCUCUGCCAAUUAUUCAAAGCAUCCGCAGUUUCUGCUCGAACUCGAAGCCUUCAACGCCAGUAUUUCCUGUCAGUCUGCACACAAAUCUUAGUUCCUGUGAUCACCAUUUGCUCACCAGUUAUAUAUUUUAUUUUUGCGAUUCAAUUUGAUUACUACAAUCAAUCAAUCAAUAAUAUUUGCUGUAUUGUAAUUUCAAUGUAUGGAUGUAUUUCAACAAUUGGGACAAUUAUCAUUUAUGAACCUUAUCGAUUAUUCACAUUGAAUCGAAUUUUUGGUCAACAAAUGAAACCGAGCCGGAACUUGAUUCAGGAUUCCGGUAAAAGUGUGAUAGUUUUAGAAUAA
Molecule: messenger RNA, 1158 nt
Organism: Caenorhabditis angaria
Lineage: Eukaryota; Metazoa; Nematoda; Chromadorea; Rhabditida; Rhabditidae
Source: the annotation of a GenBank genome assembly